AUGGCCUCAGCAGCAAACAGGGGUCUGCUGCUGGUGCGGCAGACGCCAUUCCCGUUCCUUUUGCUGAUUUUAUUAUGGCUUGAAGGUGAGGACAGCUAUAUGAAGUUGGGUUUCUGCCACGCUGUAUCGACAACACAGGAUGCGUUGAUUGAUGGUGUCGAUACUUCUGUAUCCCUUGAACAGCAGGCCCAGCAGCAGCCGCGUUUAUCCCCGAAGAGGCACGUGAUUUCGGUGGAUGAACUUCUCUCUGAGGUACAGGGCACGCACUGGGAGCCGCUGGAUGUGCUGCUUGCGCGCGGAGCCUCCCAGGGAGCCCUCGCCAAGGUCGUGCACGAGAAGCGGCAGAAGAACCUCUCUGCUUUAGCAGCAACAGCUGCAAAAGACGCUCUUGAGAUCUGUCAAGCAGAUGGAGAGGCGGAGGCGUGCAAAACGGCUAAGGCUCAUGCGAAGGAGGCUGCUUCCGCUCGAGACUCGAACGCAGAAGACUCUACCUCCAGCAGCAGCGGUGAGCUCCGCAGCAUCAGGGAGGUCUCAGCAGUGGAGCAGUCGGCAGACGCUUCCUCCUCCAUGGUCGAGGUUAGCAGCAUCGGCUCUUUCUGGGAUACCCUGUUCGGAGGGGCUGGUGCUGGAAAUGCAGAAAACUUUGAAGGAGGCAACCAAGGCUCCUAUUUUAACUUUAUGUACCCCUCGGAUACCGACUAUCCGUGGGCUUGCGUGUGUGAUGAGGGGCAGUACACCCAGUGGGUAAACAAGCAGGUGCAGUACGUCUCAUGCCGCAAUCAGGUGGACUUGUCUUCCCAAAAUGCUGUUGCCAUGUGCAACCCACAAAAUCACAAGAUCAACGCUGCAACAAUGGCCUCGGGAUCCCGUGCUGCGGCAGUCGCUGCCAUCGCUGCGGCAGCGGCUCUGGCCUUUGUUGCGUUGUAG
Cyclospora cayetanensis is the source of this 927-nucleotide messenger RNA. RefSeq lists its product as uncharacterized. Lineage: Eukaryota; Apicomplexa; Conoidasida; Eucoccidiorida; Eimeriidae. The transcript has 4 exons. The record is from RefSeq and is a predicted model, not a curated record. Bases 1 to 927 code for a protein of 308 amino acids.